Messenger RNA from Oncorhynchus tshawytscha (Chinook salmon), 1104 nucleotides. RefSeq names its product MKRN2 opposite strand, tandem duplicate 1 (gene mkrn2os.1). The record is from RefSeq and is a predicted model, not a curated record. The coding region runs from base 163 to 816 and encodes 217 amino acids. Lineage: Eukaryota; Metazoa; Chordata; Actinopteri; Salmoniformes; Salmonidae. The transcript is spliced from 5 exons.
GUUCCCGUUGUCACGUUUGAGUGCAAGCAAAAACUCCCGCCUAUAAAAACCCCAGAUUCGAUGAACGAAAGGUUCCGAGGGGAAGGUUCAUGACAGGUCAGCAGCCAGGUAUGAGUCUCUCGAGCAUACGACAGCUCAUGCAUUUCCCGGUUGAACCUUCCAAUGGACUGCACUGUCUUGAAGUUUAACCAUUGUGGAAGAAAAAUCUAUAGUUUUGACAAAAAUAUGCGCCAAACAGAGAACACAGGGCGAAAAUGCCCAAUCUGUCAGGAGCAGAUGAGAUUCAGCCUCCUCGAGGCACCUGUUAUAGUUCCAUGUCCAUUUAGUAAUGGACACAAGGUCCGGUGUGCCUUCCUCAUUGGAUCCUCACUGGGACCUGCUUUUCUUAGUGAAUGGCAGGACUCGGAGCUGCAUGUUGGAGUUACUAACUCACAAGGUGUGGUGUACAGCUACACCUCCUCAGGAGUCCAGAGAGAGGAACAGGGCUGGGAGCAGUGCCUCUGUGUGCCGCUGGUGGCCCCCGGGACUAGCGGGGGCAGCCUAGCUGGGAUACUGUGGGACAGUGAGCUGGAACAGUUCUCCCGCUUCCCCACCUGGUCACAACACAGGUUUGAAGAGGAGAGGGAGUUUGGCUCAUGUUGCUAUGGCUUUGCCCUGUCCUUCCUGAACCAGCUGAGGAGGGCAGAGGGCAGAGAGUCAGUCACUAGGGAUGACUUCACACAGCAACAUGUCCUGCCCCACGUUAAGACUGCCUCCAAAUACAUCACAGUCUACCAAGAGAUCCAUCAACAAGGUUUCUACGUAGCUGAUUUAUAAGAUGCUUGUAUUAGUGUAAUUUUCAGAGGGGUUGGGAUAAAGCUGAAGGACCUUCCAUUGGAUCUUGUGUACAAUUGGACAAUAAAGUGAACUUCAAUGAUAUUGUUAAUGCUUAGUUGUUGGUUAGCACAGAUAAAUCCUGAUGCUUUUAAUAAAACAUUUAAAAAGCCGAUACCAUUAUGUUAGAAAAUGUGUGUAGCAAAUCUGAGUAGGUUGAUGUGUAUGAUAUUGGAUAUGAUAUAGUGAGUGUGUAUGAUGUCUGUAUAAGAGUAAAAUAAAUAAAUGCCA